Molecule: messenger RNA, 602 nt
Organism: Suillus paluster
Lineage: Eukaryota; Fungi; Basidiomycota; Agaricomycetes; Boletales; Suillaceae
Exons: 4
Coding region: 1-399 (132 amino acids)
Source: RefSeq, a predicted model, not a curated record
AUGACGUUCUUUGUCUGGCUAUUAUAUGCAGCCUGGAAAGUUCGCAAUGCAGCCCAAGUGCAAACAGCCAUCCGGAUUUCCGCCAACACGGACAACAUUACUACGCAUUUCUGCGUCCUUGGCGCUUGGUGCUUUGUUGAUUGCAAGGUCAUCAUCCCCGACAAGGAUGGCGAUAGUACAGAUGAAGGGUUUUCGUUUAUCUGGUUCCGACUACAUAUAAGAAGAUUCUGGUGGGAAGACGCGUGGACUGCUGCUGCCGGAUCGAAAGAAACAACUUUGAAGGUCUGCGCGCACGAGCAUACCGUUUUCCAUUACACGAGUUGCACGGCCCACGCCGUGGCUUUUCCGCUUGCAAUUCCCUUCUUGAUGUGGGCAGCGUUUGUUGCGCAUCAGGCAUAGCCUUGUGGAUCGAAUCACAGCUGGUACCUCAUAUAACUAACUAGUUAUAGGGAUUCCUACUGCCGCAUGGACCAUUUGAUGGCGGUCCACCAGCUUGCAAGUGGGCAUCAUACCGCCUUCCACUCUCCGCUAUACUCACGGCUCCAUUAAACCAGCCAGCUGUGUUGCUGACGCUAUUCUGGUGGUCUUUUCCCUCCGAUUCC